CCAUUCAAAAUGCUUCCCAGAGUAGUGAUCGUGAUGGCUCUUGGCAUCCUCCAACUCAGCAGCGCCCAGGAAUGCUUCAGCAAACAGCAAGUGGCCAACACCAUCCGACAGGUGCAGAAACUGCUGUCUGCGCAUGAAGCCGCCCAGCUCCAGAGCCUGCGCAACUUCAAGAAGCAGCUGACCGUCCUGCAAAGCAGCGUCCUCAAGCAAGGGACCAAACAGAACGAGAGCUGUCCCCUCCCGCCUGUUCCUGCAAAUGGCCGGCGUUUGGGCAAGAAGACAACCAUUGGCCAUGAGGUACAUUUUGUCUGCGACUUGGGAUUCCAAAUGACGGGCUCCGAAACGCAGCUCUGUUUGGAGAACCGGACAUGGAGUGGAACGGCGCCAUCUUGCAAGAACAUCAACGAUUGUGCCAGCAAUCCCUGUGCCAACGGAGGCACCUGUGUGGACGGCAUCCAUCAAUACCUUUGCCAGUGUCCCAGCGGCUGGUCAGGCAACACCUGCCAAAUCCCUCUUUAUUCUUACACGGCAACGGUUAGCAACGCCUCCUUUAGCCGCCAGCCUCGUUGUGCCGAUAGUCUUUCGGGGUCACGCCAAUGCAGCUGCGACACAGGCUUCCAGAUGCGGGCAGGAGGCAUGUGCCAAGAUGUGGACGAGUGCCAGCUUUUCCAGUCCAGCCGGCACACCCGCAUCUGCCUCCACGAAUGCGUGAACCUGCCGGGGUCCUACCAAUGCACCUGCCCCAAAGGCUACCGCUUCCAGGCCGAACAGAACACCUGCAAUGAUGUGGACGAAUGCGCCGAAAACCAGCACAACUGCAGCCGUGGACAGACCUGCGUCAAUGUCUUUGGGGGUUUCCGAUGCGUCCGGCCCGAGUGUCCCAAGACCUUUCUCAACACGACCUACGUCAAGACCUCACCCUUGCAGUGUGAGCGCAGCCCUUGCCCCAUGGAGAGCCGUGCCUGCCGGAAAGCGGCCCACUCGGUCUCCUUCCACUACCUGUCGCUGCCCUCCAACCGCAGCGUGCCCAGGGUCCUCUUCAAGAUGUCCGCCAGCCGCUUUGUGGGGGACAGCCUCCGCUUCGGCAUCCUGGGGGGCAAUGGCCACGGGAGGCUGGUGGUCCAGCGCUCGGACCAGCACACCGGGGAGCUGGUGCUGACCCGGCCGGUGGUGGGGCCGGCCACACUAGAGGCCGAGCUGGAAAUGAGCGAGUUCGCCCGGAAGGACCUCUUGGGCAAGCACGUCUUCAAGGUCACUGUCUUCGUGUCCCAGUAUGAAUUCUGAGGCUCUUCCUUCCUGGAGGCAUCUCGGCCUGGAGAGACAUUGCGGGCCACAUCUGAAGACAGCCUUGGAAAAUUAUGACCUUCUCUCUAUUCCAGUGGUUCUCAACCUGUGGGUCCCCAGAUACUUUGACCUUCAACUCCCAGAAAUACUAACAGCUGGUAAACUGGCUUGGGUUUCUGGGAGUUGUAGGCCAAAACACCUGGGGACCCACAGGUUGAGAACCACUGCUCUAUUCGGAUACGUUGAUGCUCAAUGCCUACAUUUCCAAUUAAGUCAUUCUCUCCAGAACCAUUUGCUGUUUCUCCUUCUGCACAGUAUGGAUUUCCUCCAUGUGUGAUGAUGGCAGAACUUUGAUAGCAGUCAACGCCACUCGCAAGAGGAUCUUGGAAAUAUCUUUCAUGCUAUAGCAAAGAUAUGUUGAUGCUCAAUGCUCGUAUUUCCAAUUAAGUCAUUCUCUCUAUUCGGAAUCAUUCCUUGCUUCUCCUUCUGUUGUUGUUUAUUUGUUCAGUCGCUUCUGACUCUUUGUGACCUCAUGGACCAUCCCAUGCCAGAGCUCCCUGUCGGCCGUCACCACCCCCAGCUCCUUCAGGGUCAAGGCAGUCACUUCGAGGAUACCAUCCAUCCACCUUCACCACCCCCAGCUCCUUCAGGGUCAAGACAGUCACUUCGAGGAUACCAUCCAUCCAUCUUGCCCUCGGUCAACCCCUCUUCCUUUUUCCUUCCAUUUUCCCCAGCAUCAUUCUCUUCUCCAAGCUUUCCUGUCUUCUCAUGAUGUGGCCAAAGGACUUCCAUCUUUUCCUCUAAUCUCCUUCCUGAAGUAUGGACUGGUUGGAUCUUCUCGCAGUCCAAGGCACUCUCAGAACUUUCCUCCAACACCACAGUUCAAAAGCAUCGAUCUUCCUUCGCUCAACCUUCCCUAUGGUCCAGCUUUCCUUCUACACAGUAUGGAUUUCCUCCACGUGUGAUGAUGGCAGAACCUUGGUAGCAGUCAACGUGACUCGCAAGAGGAUCUUGGAAAUAUCUUUCAUGCUAUAACAAAGAUAUGUUGAUGCUCAAUGCCCAUAUUUCCAAUUAAGUCAUUCUCUCUAUUCAGAACCAUUCGUGGCCUCUCCUUCUACACAGUAUGGAUUUCCUCCACGUGUGAUGAUGGUAGAAUCUUGGUAGCAGUCAACGCCACUUGGAAGAGGAUCUUGGAAAUACAUUUCAUGCUAUAGCAAUGAUAUGUUGAUGCUCAAUGCUCGUAUUUCCAAUUAAGUCAUCCUCUCUAUUCGGAAUCAUUCCUUGCUUCUCCUUCUAUUUGUUCAGUUGCUUCUGACUCUUCAUGACCUCAUGCACAUUCCCAUGUCAGAGCUCCCUGUCGGUCGUCACCACCCUCAGCUCCUUCAGGGUCAAGACAGUCACUUCGAGGAUACCAUCCAUCCAUCUUGCCCUCGGUCAACACCUCUUCCUUUUUCCUUCCAUUUUCUUGGAAAUACAUUUCAUGGAGGAUCUUGGAAAUACAUUUCAUGCUAUAACAAAGAUAUGUUGAUGCUCAAUGCUCAUAUUUCCAGUCUAGUCAUUCUCUAUUUGGAAUCAUUCCUUGCUUCUCCUGCUACACAGCAUGGAUUUCCUCCACGUGUGAUGAUGGCAGAACCUUGAAAGCAGUCAACACCACUCACAAGUAAUGCUGUAGCAAAGUUAUGUUGAUGCUCAAUGCCUGUGAUUCCAACCGAAUCAUCCUCCGUAUUUGGAACCAUUUGUGGCUUUUCCUUCUACACAGUAUGGAUUUCCUCCAUGUGUGAUAAUGGCAGAACCUUGGUAGCAGUCAACGCCACUCGCAAGAGGAUCUUGGAAAUAUCUUUCAUGCUAUAACAAAGAUAUGUUGAUGCCCAAUGCUCGUAUUUCCAGUUUAGUCAUUCUCUAUUUAGAAUCAUUCCUUGCUUCUCCUUCUAUACAGUAUGGAUUUCUUCCACGUGAUGAUGGUAGAACCUUGAAAGAAGUCAAGACCACUCACAAGUAAUGAUAUAGCAAAGUUAUGUUGAUAUACAAUGCCUUAAUUCCUAGUCUGUGUUUCCAAUGACGUCAUUCUUUCUAUUUGGAACCAUUCGUGACCUCUCCUUCUACACAGUAUGGAUUUCCUCCACGUGUGAUGAUGGCAGAACCUUGAUAGCAGUCAACUCAACUCACAAGAGGAUCUUGGAAAUAUCUUUCAUGCUACAGCAAAGAUAUGUUGAUGCUCAAUGCCUGUAUUUCCAAUUGAAUCAUCCUCCGUAUUUGGAACCAUUUGUGGCUUUUCCUUCUACACAGUAUGGAUUUCCUCCAUGUGUGAUAAUGGCAGAAUCUUGGUAGCAGUCAACGCCACUCGCAAGAGGAUCUUGGAAAUAUCUUUCAUGCUAUAACAAAGAUAUGUUGAUGCUCAAUACUCAUAUUUCCAGUUUAGUCAUUCUCAAUUUGGAACCAUCUGUUUCUUCUCCUUCUACACAGCAUGGAUCGCCUCCACGUGUGAUGAUGGUAGAACCUUGAAAGAAGUCAACACCACUCACAAGUAAUGCUGUAGCAAAGUUAUGUUGAUGUUCAAUGCCUUAAUUCCUAGUUUGUGUUUCCAAUUAAGUCAUCCUCUCUAUUUGGAACCAUUCGUGGCCUCUCCUACACAGUAUGGAUUUCCUUCACAUGUGAUGAUGGCAGAACCUUGAUAGCAGUCAACGCCACUCGCAAGAGGAUCUUGGAAAUAUGUUUCAUGCUAAAGCAAAGAUAUGUUGAUGCUCAAUGCUCGUAUUUCCAAUUAAGUCAUUCUCUCUCUUUAUUUAUGGCCUGAUUUUAGAGGUUUUUUUAAAAAUACUAGUAGUCAGAUUUUGUUCAUGUUCAGAGAUUCCUCCUUUCUGUUGAAAAUUUCCACAUGUUUGUGGAUUUCAAUGGCUUCUCUGUGCAGUCUGUGUCCAGGUUGGUUCAUUGAGUUCAUCAACCAGAGAAGUCUGCCGUAGCAGAGCACUUGAUGAACCAACUUGGACACAGAAUAUUAUUUGGGAACACAGAAAUCCUUGACCACCCUGACAACCACCAUGUCAGGCUACACAGAGAAACGUGUGGACAAUUUCAAUAGAAAUAGAAUUUCAGACAGGAAACAAUCAGGGCUGGGGAACACCUCCCAACAAAGGAUUCCCCCAGACACAAAGCGGCCAGGCUUUGAAACAGCAAGGCCAUUCAAUGCUAAUCAAGGUGGCCAAUUGCAACAAGCAGACAAGAGUUCUUUCUCCCACCCUGGACAUUCCACAGAUAUAUAAAUCCCACUUGCCUAACUUCCAACAGACCUCACAACCGCUGAGGAUGCCUGCCAUAGAUGUGGGCGAAGCGUCAGGAGAGAAUGCUUCUGGAACAUGACCAGGCAGCCUGGAAAACUCAUAGCAACCCAGUGAUUCCGGCCAUGAAAGCCUUCGACAACACAUUCAAGAGAAGGACGUUGCCAUCUAAGUCAUUUUGCUCCUGUAAGGCUGCCUUGAAAGUAUAUAAAAUACCAAAGUUGUAAAAAUUCUCAAUAUCAGCCCAUAUUUAUCUUUCUGGUCUUCGAAGGGAAAAAAAAAGUUGCAUAGUAACCGUGCAAACACGGCUUACAAAAAAAUAGGUUGCAUCCUGAAUUGUAUGAUGAUGCAUAGAAGAGUUGUGUUGUUGUGUGCCUUCGA
Anolis sagrei ordinatus is the source of this 4940-nucleotide messenger RNA. Lineage: Eukaryota; Metazoa; Chordata; Lepidosauria; Squamata; Anolidae. The record is from RefSeq and is a predicted model, not a curated record.